AUGGCUGAGGCUGCAAUUGGUCGGCGGAUGCUUGGCGAAAUCGAGGAGACGAGCCUUGAUGAGGUAUGGCGUUUCCACUUUGUUCAAUUAUCCUACUGUUUGGGGCUUGGAAAUCAGCGUGUGAGAUGGGCGUUGCGUGGAUCUCACGAGGAGUCAACCAUGCAAGUCCUUAUCGCCGAUAAGCGUUGGCGUCCCCAAUGUCGUCCGUCCGCAUCAGAUACUCCAACGGCUCAGCCCAAUCACCCGAGCAUCACUCAGACUCCUGGCCACGAGAUCGCUGAUCCCCAGGGCACGCAGAUCUUGUCAAUUUUCCGCACAAGCCUUAAUUCAACGUCACUCGAUCAAGGUGACUCUUCCCCGACGGCGCGAAUACCAGCGGCAAGAGGCAGUCUUGUUGGACCACCGGGCCCAUCUAGCUCCAAGGUCAAGAGUUACCCUAUCCAGGAUCUCGACAGGCUGGUCGUGCAGCAUUUCAGGGCGACCCAGUCCGGUCCUCUGUCCCUGUCCGGCAGACACUUGCCUCUGAUAUAUCUACUGGUCGCUACCCUCAUCGCCGCUCCUCACAACAAAGCUGUCGUUAUUAUCGACAUCGACGCCAAGUUCGACAUCACGCGGGUUACACAAUGCGCCCCUCACCAGGCAGUUCCGGUCCCGGCGGGGACGGACGCCGCUGAAGACAAUGGUCACACCACGGGGCAACAGGAGAAUGCGAACCAAGCAUUUCAAAGCGGCACAGACGCUCAACCCGCGACUCCACCAACCCGGCAAGUCACAGCAGAGGAUCUCAAGCAUGUCCACGUCUACCGCCCGGCCCGCGGCUCAACAUCUCACAUUCGCGAGGUUUUGUCAGCCGCCGAGCACCACAUGAUAUACUCUAGACACGCCUCCAUCGCCCGCGAAUGGUGGGGAUCGAUCAUCAUCGGCGGCGGCAGUCCUGCGGUUCUCGGUCCUGAAGUCGCGAGUGUAACGACCGGGUGGAGGGGGUGGUUACGUGUCGAUCGCGAGGAGGUCCGAGGUUUUGGCCUGGGAAUGAGCAUUGAGGAGGCCUUGUUGGACAGAGAGAGGCGGCAGCGCGCGGUCAACGACGCCGGGUGGACGGCAAACUGCGUCUGGGGAGGCUUCACCUUCGACGGGUGA
Molecule: messenger RNA, 1137 nt
Organism: Diaporthe citri
Lineage: Eukaryota; Fungi; Ascomycota; Sordariomycetes; Diaporthales; Diaporthaceae
Exons: 1
Coding region: 1-1137 (378 amino acids)
Source: RefSeq, a predicted model, not a curated record